This is a messenger RNA of Myxocyprinus asiaticus (Chinese sucker), 2826 nucleotides long. RefSeq names its product LHFPL tetraspan subfamily member 3 protein-like. NCBI's taxonomy places the organism in Eukaryota, Metazoa, Chordata, Actinopteri, Cypriniformes, Catostomidae. Gene Ontology annotation, cellular component: plasma membrane. Gene Ontology annotation, biological process: sensory perception of sound. The record is from RefSeq and is a predicted model, not a curated record. The transcript has 5 exons. The coding region runs from base 222 to 899 and encodes 225 amino acids.
UCUGUAUCUCACCCCCGCACUCUUGCGCAAUGCUGUUCUUCAUUAAUUACAUUUUUAUGUGAUUUUUGCCACUCAGUUCCUGUUGUGGGAGGAAGAGAUUUGGAAUCAGGCAGAGCUGAGAGGUGAAUCUCCCUUCAUCCAUCCGUUUACAUCCUUUUCCGUGCUGAGAUCAGGUUUUGUGGUUUGGAUUGUGAUCAUUUUACUAUCUCCACAGCUGCAUCAUGCUGCAUCACUCCUCCGAGGUGGCCCGUCUGUAUCAGACGGAGUUCAUCCGGAGUGCCCGGGCUGUGGGCGUGCUGUGGGCAAUCUGCACGCUCUGCUUUGCCAUCAUUGAGGUGGUCAUUCUCAUCCAGCCGUCCUGGGUGGGCACACAGGAGCUGCAGUUCCGUGGAGGGGGACCGGCUCCUCCCUCCGGGACCCUGGGCCUCUUCGAAGUGUGUUUGGAGACAGACUGGCCCGUCCCGGAUUGCCGAGGGUCUCUGCACACUCUGACCCCACUGCCAGCUUUCCAGUCACCCGCUGUGCUGGUCUGCAUGUCUCUUACUAUGGUGUGGGCGAGUGUGGGAUGCCUAUGUCUGUUCAGGUUCUGCAACGCAGCAACAGUUUAUAAGAUAUGCGCAUGGUUGCAGCUGACAGCAGGAUUCUGUUUGGCCCUGGCGUGCGUGUUGUUCCCAGACUCCUGGGCCUGCGCUGAGAUGCGUGCUCUGUGUGGGGAGCGUGUGAGUAGUUUCUCUCCAGGGAACUGCUCUGUGCACUGGGCAUACAUACUCGCCAUGCUGGGGGUUAUUGAUGCUGGCAUACUGGCCACAUUGGCUUUUGUAUUAGGGAAUCGGCAAGAUGCCCUGCUGCCCGAAGAAGCCAAGGAUGGUGAGGUAACUGGAUUAUUAUUGGCAGCGUAGGCCUGACCUGAGCUGUUCUCAGAUGUUGUCAGAGACUGCAGCAUGACGUCAUGGUCCUGACAGUUCUGCUUACAUAAGCUGUCUGCAUAGAAACAGUCUCCUGGCAACCGUAUCCGAGCCCCUUCUCCCUGGACGGAGGAGCAUUAUUGUGAUCUUGUAAUAGUGGCUGUCAACAGAGAAUAGGAAACACAGAAAAGGCUUUUAAAACCUUUAGUAUGUUUCUAUUCACUGUAUAGUUAAGAUUUCUUUCAUGCACAAACAGCUGUGAGAUUAGAUGAUUUUGUCAAUAAUCAACCAGACGUUGUUAUGUCUUAUUUCUGUUUGACUGCAUUGCAAGGACCAUUAUUCAAGAUUUCUGUGAUUGUUUUUAUGUGCAUGUAUGUGUCUUAAGAUGAGAUCUACAGUUAAAUGUAGAACAGUUCCAAUAUUAGGAAUAUUAUUCAUCUGUUAAAUUAGAUUUGUUGUUUUUUUCUGUCAGCAAACCUUUUGAUAACUAAGAGGUACACUUAAAAAAUAUUUUAGCCCAUUGUUAAGAUUUAUGCAUUUCAAUUUCAUAAAAAAAUUCCAUCAUGUUGAACUGAGUAAUUAUUAACAAAAAGAAUAAAAUUUAAAAUGUUUAAAAUUUUUGUUAAAGAUUACUCAAUUCAAUUUCAUGGAAAUAUGUUAUAAAAAAAUUAAAUGCGCACAUUUUAAAAUGAUUUGGCAACACUUUACAAUAAGGUUCCAUUAGUUAACAUGAACUAACAAUGAACUAUACUUGUAAAGCAUUUAUUAAUCUUAGAUAAUGUUACUUUCGACAUAUACUAAUCAUUUUUUUUAAGUUGUAUUAGUUAACAUUAGUUAAUGCACUAUGAACUAACAUGAACUAACAAUGAACAAUUGUAUUUUUAUUAACUAACAUUAACAAAGAUUAAUAAAUGAUGUAACAAAUAUAUUGUUCAUUGUUUGUUCAUGAUACCUAAUGCAUUAACUAAUGUUAACGCAUGGAACCUUAUUGUAAAGUGUUACCAAUUAUGUUUUUGAGUUUAUUUGAUAAUCUUUAAGCUAAAGUCGGCAAAUGAUUAUGUGGUUAUAUGAUACUGUAUCUAAAACCGCAUGAAGCUGCGUUGUAAUUGAAAUGGCCUUCCUCACCCAUCAUUUUCAGUGUAACACGUCCUUAUACUGUACUAGUUUUGACUCUGUUUUGCUACUUUAUUCUCUGUUUUUUUACUCUUCAGAACUUAAAAAGGAAAUCGUUAUUGUACUCACCUUACAGUGGGUAGAUAAAUUGCUAAUACAAUGAUUUUACCGUGCCAGUACAUUAAAUGUUACAUGUGAUAUAAGAAUUAUAAUCCACUUACAAGAAAUGCAAAGUUCUAAACAAAAUAUGAUUGUUCAAAUACACUUUAUUAGCACUAACAGUGAUUUUGUUGCUUGACAAAACUUGCUGUGCAGAUUUAAGUAUUUUGGUACAAGAUUUUAUGACGGCACGAAUAUCGAAAAAGCGUUUGUAUACUCGGAGUCACGAUUUCCUUCACAAAUUCAUAAUAGUCAGAUUACAAACCUAGAGGGCAAAAAGUUUGGGACAGAGAGAUCAGUUAGUACAGAAACCCAGAUAUAGUGUUUCAUUGGCAAAACCAAGAGGAAAAAAACACAGUCCAUCAAACUUGGAUAGGACACAUAACACAUUCAUUACUGAGAAGAUGACACCACUAAAGACAACCAAUCAGAGAAAAGAGAAGACAUGAGACUUGUUUUUAAAAUGUUUUGAUUGGCUCUUUCAUGGUUAAAAGUAUAGAGUGCUGCCUGUUGUUAUAUAAAGUAGCUGUUCUGAUGUCUUGUGCCGUUUACAAGGGUCCUCUAACGGUUCUGAAUGUAUCAGUUAUUUUGUGUAAUAAUAAUAAUAAUAAUAAUAAUAAUGUUGUAAUAAAUAAACAUAUUUCAGAGA